AUGGAGACUAGGUUCUGGUUGAAGAUGACAGCUAUUGUUUUCAAAGUGCUGAUGAUGAUGCUUUUCUGUGGGGGUACAGACUUCUCAUCAGUCCUGCUCUCUUCGGUCAGACUGGGUUUUGAAGAACUCCAGAACUUGUUUAACUGGAAAUUCAUCGAACAGAGGAAAGCUAGUGAAAAAGCCACAGCAGCUCAUCUAAAAAGCUGUAUCGGCAAUCUGAAGAGUGUAUUCUUUGCCUUGAGUCUGCUUGCAAGUGCAUUAAAAGGCAAAAUAAAUUUGCAGGACCCAAAAAGGAAGCUUCAGCUCAUUAGUUUUCCAGGGCCGUUGACAUGCUGCUUUUGCAUCAAGCCCAUGAACAGCUCAAAAGGGCGCCAGCAUCAAAUUGCCUUGGCGGUGCAAUGGAAGGAAAUGCCUUAA
Podarcis lilfordi (Lilford's wall lizard) is the source of this 417-nucleotide messenger RNA. The record is from the annotation of a GenBank genome assembly. NCBI's taxonomy places the organism in Eukaryota, Metazoa, Chordata, Lepidosauria, Squamata, Lacertidae.